Marchantia polymorpha subsp. ruderalis is the source of this 1910-nucleotide messenger RNA. The record is from the annotation of a GenBank genome assembly. NCBI's taxonomy places the organism in Eukaryota, Viridiplantae, Streptophyta, Marchantiopsida, Marchantiales, Marchantiaceae.
AGCCAAGCACGGUUUAAGCUCCGGAUUUCUUCUUCACAAAUCCGUAGGUUGAACAAUGCUUGGCUUUGCGUGUGCAUGUGCAGCUGCUUUUAGAUUUGAUACUUUAUCCGCUCCAUUACAUCUCGUUACGAUGAAACCUCAAAGGCUAGUUAACGGAUGAACGAUUUCCUCAGCACCAGAGGAUGGAUGUUUAUCAUGGACUCCUCGCGUUGAGUGUAGGAUCGUUCGUGCAGAAAUCUGUGAGCACCGAUCAACUUUGCCACUCAUUGCGUCGGCUGAAGAAAUUCCCUUCUCUGCAAAGGACGGAAGAAGAAAAAUGUAGUGACAGUGGAGCCUCAAUCGACACAAGAACUGUUGCUGAAAGUCUGCAGAAAUGCAAAAGUCGAUGCCUGCCCCGGUGGGAAACGUAGACUUGGACAUCCACUUCCACGGAACCGCAUGCACUCAUUGCUCCUGAUUUUCAUGCUGGACCUGUGAGAAACAUGCACGUACGUCGAGUACAGAGUACGAUGGUCCGAGAGUGGCGCACAGGUUUCUGCCCCCGAGCCCGGAGUAGAGAAAUGCGCAAUGUCAGAAAGGUACAGAGGGCGGCAGCUGCGUUCGUACGAGCGUACCCAUGGAAUAUGAGAGUCAACUCCUUGCCAGAAGGCGCUUCACGACGACGACUGCCGUGUUGAAAUCUCUUUCUUCCGUGCUCGUGUGGCGACGAGUUCAUGGCGAACUGGGGAAGGGAGAACAUCGGACCGGCACUAGCUCCCGUACGCAUGGAGUUCCUUUCGGUUUCCAGCUGGAGCUUAUGGCCGGCGAAUCUGCGGAACCGUGUCGUCCUUCGACGUGGGAUUGCUUCCCAUACGACUUCCUCCUCGAUGACUCGACAGAAGAAGGCCGUCCGAGUCCGAGAUGAAGUUGAGUGAGUUGGGCUUGCCUCGACCUCGACAACUGAUUCCAGUGCUUUCUCUAUGUCUUUUCCUUCCGCUCUACUCCUCCGGCCCCGAACACGAUGAAUUCGACUUCGAAUUUCUGGGAGAAGAAACUGGCCAGGCUUACCUUACCUUCUGGACACCGACGUCUUCGUCAUCGGUGUCGGAAAUAGGGAGCGGCGUAUUAGUCUGUGGCUCGAUCCCACAGGCGACUUUCAUACCCACUCGGUUUUCUGAAAUCACCGUCAAAUUACGUGGCUCGUGGAUGACUCGGCGAUCCGAAUUUACAAGUACAUCGACGACCUUCUGACCGACUCUUAUCUGAAAUCUCAACCUAUGACGGUGCAGGCCAGUGUGUUUGAAGCUAGUUCCUGGGCAACACGAGGUGGGGCGGUGCCGAUCAAGUAGCAGUCCACCCCAUUCGCUGUGAAUUAGAAAGACUUCUCGAUCGGGGCCUGUGUGGCGUCCAACGAGGACAUCAGCUCUUGCACGAGCAAUCAUGAAGUAAAUUGGUGGGAAGCUGCGGAACACCAUGCGCCACAACUUCAUGGUAUAUGGCUCCUGUACUGAUAAGAGCAGACAUGGGACGCCUCCCACGGACUGCAGCCACAGCGGUAUUUGAGGCCAUAGACAUGUUUGUGGGUUAACUCGAAUAUUUAAUUGAGAGGUAUGGAUCUUCUUUAUCCCUAGCAUUCUUUCGCCGACGUCGAGAUUACAGUCCUGUGUCCUUCAAUACAUUUUCAAGGCACAAAACUCGAUUCACUCGGCUCGUUUUUUGUCAGCCGUGAAGACCUCACAUGUAGUUUUCAGGUUAGGUAGAACAGAACUGGGAGGCAUAUUGACGACCAGUACACUUGAGAAAGGCAAGACAUUUACAAUCUCUUACAGCUGCACACUGCACCGAGGUUGUGCUACACUAUACACGAAAAGAUGUUGAGCUUUUUGUAGUAAAGAACCAGUUUUCCACGUUAUGUCUCCUGUCCUGCUUCU